Microbotryum saponariae is the source of this 517-nucleotide messenger RNA. The record is from the annotation of a GenBank genome assembly. NCBI's taxonomy places the organism in Eukaryota, Fungi, Basidiomycota, Microbotryomycetes, Microbotryales, Microbotryaceae.
AUGAUCACACGGACUUGCGCCAAGUGGGACCACUGGAACAUAUCGGUCGUUCGCGACUUCCAUCACACGAGCGGGUCCCCGACUUUGAUGCUCUUGGGGACGUGCAAGACUCGUCCGCAACAUCACCAAGUAUCAAAGAUGACGUUUGCCAGAGCGUCCAAGACCGGAGUAUCGAACUGGUCUGAGGUUAAGAAAAAUUGUGAAGCUGGAGCCGAGAAGAAUGGUUCUGUGAGUUGGAUCUGCAAUGUGCGAACGGUACUUUUCAAGCAUCACAGCUGACGCGUCGGCGCUGCAGUCACAGGAGAAUCAGCCGAGCAUAAUCGCCGCAUUUGUCAACAAAGCUAGAUUGGCGACCAACGCGGUUCUGCACAUUGCUACCUCAAAAGACCCUCUACUCCGUCUCGACCGGAAAGCAAGCGCUUAUCUCAACGAGAUGCUCCAGACGGCCAACCCUGCGGCUCAGCUUAGCAGCCACGACACGGUCAACAAGCAUCUCAGGAUCGUGCACGAAGCAUAG